Patella vulgata (common limpet) is the source of this 3199-nucleotide messenger RNA. RefSeq names its product zinc finger protein 665. Gene Ontology annotation, biological process: regulation of transcription by RNA polymerase II. The transcript has 2 exons. Bases 19 to 2757 code for a protein of 912 amino acids. The record is from RefSeq and is a predicted model, not a curated record. Gene Ontology annotation, molecular function: RNA polymerase II transcription regulatory region sequence-specific DNA binding; DNA-binding transcription factor activity, RNA polymerase II-specific. NCBI's taxonomy places the organism in Eukaryota, Metazoa, Mollusca, Gastropoda, Patellidae. Gene Ontology annotation, cellular component: nucleus.
UUGAGAUGAUAUUAUGACAUGCAAAAGAUGGCUUUACAGCAAAAACAGUUAACUGAUAGAAUAGAUAGAGAGAAAAUGGAACCCACUACAACAGAUAAAUCUUUAUUUGAAUGUACAAUAUGCAACGAGAAAUAUGUACUAUACACUGAUUUAGUACAACAUUGUAAAACACACGUUAUAGAGGAGAAAACAGCUGAGGUAAUCAUUAAUCCAAUACAAUGUGAAAUUUCUAAAUCAAAAAAUAAAAACAAAAAGAUAUAUGUAUAUUUGAAAUGUAAAAAGAGUUCAAACUCAACAGACAAUAGAAUACAUCACAUCGGGGAUGUAUUUGACAGACCAUUGACUGAGAGCUGUAAUGUGCUCGGAAAUCAUCCGCCAUCUUCUAAAGCCCUUGAAUGUGUUGUCUGUGAAAUAGUAUUUGACCAUGAUGAAGAGUUACAGCAACACAUGAGAAGCCAUCUUGUUGAUAGACCAUAUAAGUGUAGUUUUUGUGUAGAAACUUUUGAAGACCCUAUAAGUUUAAAGGUACACAUCACUACUCAUUCCAAUAGAAAACCUUUAGCAGGCACCUGUAUUUCAAUUAGGAAUAUUUCAACACUUCAAAAACCAAUUACUGACACCAAAAGUUCAAAUGUUGGCGUUUUAACUCCUGACAACACUGUUACUAAUGCCAAUAGUUCAAAUAUCAGAAUUCCUGCUCAUGAAAAACUAGUUGCAGAUACAAAUAUACAAAGUUCAAAUGUUGGCGUUUCAACUCCUGACAACACUGUUACGAUUGCCAAUACAUGUAUUUCAAAUAUAGGAAUUCCAGCUCGUGAAAACACAGUUGCAGAUACUAAUAUACAAAGUUCAAAUGUUGACGUUUCAACUCCUGACAACAUUGUUACGAAUGCCAAUACUUGUAUUUCAAAUAUAGUUUUUCCAGCUCAUGAAAAAAACGUUGCAGAUACUAAUAUACAAAGUUCAAAUGUUGACGUUUCAACUCCUGACAACACUGUUACGAAUGCAAAUACAUGUAUUUCAAAUAUAGGAAUUCCAGCUUGUCAAAAAACAGUUGUAGAUAAUAAUAUACAAAGUUCAAAUGUCGAGUGUACUCUUGAAACACCUGUUUCUGAAACAAAUGUUAACUCUUCACUUGAUGACAAAAUAGCUGAAUGUGAAGACAUUUCAAAUCCUGAAGGGAAAGAAGUUAAAAGUUCAGAUGACGACACUUCAGUUAAUCAUCAACUGGAGCAUAUUAGUUCAUCAUCAGAAAAGACUAAGCUUACAUGUACUACUGACAAUAAUGGUUUAAAAAGCAAUAAUUCUCUUGAAUCAAAUGUUAAGUCUUUUAAGUGUGAUUUAUGUCCACGAUCCUUUUUUCGUGAAUGUAGUCUGAAAAACCAUGUCAACAAUCACAAUAAAAACAAAAGAUUCCAAUGUGAUAUUUGUGAAAAAUCUUUCAUUCACAAAUGUUAUCUUAAAGUGCACAUGAGAAAACACACUGGGGAGAGACCCUUUAAAUGUAGCAUUUGUUGUAAAGCUUUUAUGUUAAAACGAAAUUUGGUUGAACACAACUUGAUACACACAGGCAAACCAUUUAAAUGUGAUGUUUGUGGAAAAUCAUUUAAUAAAAUCCGACCUUUAACAGAACAUAAGAGAAUUCACAGUGGUGAGAGACCUUUUCAGUGUGAUAUUUGUCAAAAAUCUUUUACAGUUCUAAAAAACCUUCAAGGUCACAUGAGCAUUCAUACAGGUGUCCGACCAUAUAAAUGUGAAUCUUGCGGAAAAGCCUUCCGAUCCAGUCAGUCGUUAAAGGAACAUACCCGAAUACAUACGGGCGAGAAACCUUUUGUGUGUGAUGUUUGUGGAAAGGCAUUUAUUCAAUGCAGUCAUUUACGAGAACAUCAAGUUCUUCAUUUGGCCGAGAGACCUUUUAAAUGUGAUGUUUGUGGUAAAUCCUUUAAUAGGGAGCGCCGUUUGAACACUCACAUGAAACUCCAUACCGGAGAAAAGACAUGUAUUUGUGAUUAUUGUGGUCAUUCGUAUACUACAGAAAAAACUCUUAAGGAUCAUAUUCGAAUCCAUACCGGCGAAAGACCAUACAGUUGUGAAUUUUGCGACAAAACCUUUCUUCAGAGCAGCCAUUUACGUGAGCAUCGCAGGAUGCACACUGGUGAAAAGCCUUAUAAAUGCGAGUUUUGUAAUAAAUCGUUUCCAGUGAAGCGAAAUCUGCAAUUUCACAUUCGAACCCAUACUGGCGAAAAACCCCACAGAUGUGACAUCUGUAAUAAAUCUUUCACUGUUAUUCACAGUUUAAAGAUACACCUCAAAUUACACAAGGGUCAAAUACCAACAUGUGAGUAUUGUGGGAAAACCUUUAAUGCACCUACAAAUCUGAGAGAGCAUGUUAGAAUCCAUACCGGUGAAAAACCCUAUAAAUGUGAUGUUUGUAAUAAAGAAUUCCGAAUCAAACAUUGUCUAACGGAACAUAUGAUGACCCAUACCGGUGAAAAACCUUUCCAGUGUGAAAUUUGCGGCAAUUCUUUUCGUCGAAGUGGACAUUUGAUCAAACACAAGCGUUUUCACUCUGGUGAAAAACCAUUUAGUUGUGAAUAUUGUGAUAAAUCCUUUGUUGUUAGCCAACGUCUAAAAGAACAUACACGCAUUCAUACGGGUGAAAAGCCGUAUGAAUGUAAAAUAUGUCAUAAAGCAUUUGCUGUAAGUCAAAGUUUAGUAAAUCACACAAAGAAGGUGCAUCCUGGGUCAAAGAAAUAGAUACAGUGUAUUAGUUCUUGGCGAUAUUUUGGAUACAAAUUUGAAAUAUUAUAUCACAAUAUAAAUGUAUACCCUGAUAUUUUACUAAACAUCCAAAACAUUAAAAGAUGUAGUAUGUAAGAUUGAGAUUUCUUGUUUAUUUCUUGCCAUGUCUGUGUAAUUUGACUUGUCCGCAGACAGAACAGUAGGAUGUUAAACCCCAAUUCAUUUCUUGUUCGCAGGUUUGUCUUAUAGCUUUCAUUUUGCAUGUAGUGUGGUUCUCCUGCAUUUAUUAUUAGAUAAAGUGUUGGCUGUUUUUGAUGUAAUAGUUCAAAAAUAGAUAAUUAAAAAUGAAUAUACCUGUAUUGAAACUUUCUUUCAAAUUAAUUGGUUUUGGGUGAAGUUAUCGUAGCAACGGUACUUGAUGACCAAGACAAAACCUUGAUUGUCCAUUUUAUGGUUA